AUGCAUUCAGACAGUGAAAAUGAGGAUGCCAGACCGGCUAAGCGGCAAAAGAUUCAAGAUGAAUCAGCUGAGACCGACAUCAAUCUUGGAACUCUUGACCAAGAAGCCGAUACAAUACCGCCUCAUAUACCGAACAAGGAAGAGCUCAAAGAACAAGAAGAAUUCAUCGACUCUAUGCCACCUGAAGUCAUAAACACCAUCAAAAACGACUCAAGAAGGCUCACUUUCGAUGAAUUCAUCAAGAAAUACAUGAAUAUUGACUUUACCGUACGACAACUACUACUUGUCUUUGGCUUCACACUGGAAGCACAAUGGGAUUCAAGGCCUGAUAUUGAUUUGGUCCCGCUUCUCCAAUAUGUGAUUCGUAGGAAUAAUGAAAAGAGGCAAAGACGUGCUGACGUAAAUAGUAUGGAUGACGUGUUGAGGCUGUUGAGGGAUUCAAGCAAGGUCAUGGUCUUGACUGGUGCUGGGGUCAGCGUGAGUGCUGGGAUACCAGACUUUCGCUCAGAGAACGGUAUCUACAGUCGACUGGGUGAAUUUGGACUGGACGACCCUCAACAAAUGUUCGAUAUUGAAUUCUUCCGAGACGAACCACGAACAUUCUACUCCUUUGCUCGAGAAAUCUACCCUAGUAACUUCAAGCCAACACCAUCACACAUGUUUAUCAAAGUCUUGGAAGAUCAGGAUAAACUGCUACGAAACUAUACGCAGAACAUCGACACACUGGAGAACGAGACUGGUAUUAAGCGGGUGAUUCAAUGUCAUGGCUCCUUCGCCACUGCCAAGUGCAUAGCAUGUGGCUAUAGUGUUCCUGGAGAGACAAUCAAGGAGGAUAUAUUUGAGAAGAGAGUACCAUGGUGUCCAAUGUGUGAUGAUGGAAUCCUGAAACCUGACAUAGUUUUUUUUGGAGAACCUCUUUCCCAGCUGUUUUCUGACCACUUUGACGCAGACAAGAAAACCGUCGACCUCCUCAUAGUCAUGGGCUCAUCGUUAAAAGUCGCACCUGUUGGAGACGUGAUGCAUCGCAUACCGCACGAUGUGCCCCAAAUCCUCAUAAACAUGGAAAGCUUGCCUCAUAUGAUGAAUUUCGAUGUACAGUUAUUAGGUGAUUGUGAUACUAUUGUGUCAUAUUUAUGUAGACAGCUAGGAUGGACGUUGCCUGUGCCUGAGGGUGGGUUUAGAGUGCCGCCUGCUGUGAUGGACUCUUAUACUCAACAGAUACUGCCGAAUAAAUAUGUGUUUGGAAGCGCUAUUGUCGGGCUUGGAAGAGGCAAGAGUAUGAGAGUUGGGGAAGGGCAGGAAGUCAAUGGAGAUCUUAAGGAAGAGGAUGGCAAGAAUGAUGUAGAAGCUGAGGUACAUGUGUCGUGA
Molecule: messenger RNA, 1368 nt
Organism: Synchytrium microbalum
Lineage: Eukaryota; Fungi; Chytridiomycota; Chytridiomycetes; Synchytriales; Synchytriaceae
Exons: 6
Coding region: 1-1368 (455 amino acids)
Molecular function (GO): NAD+ binding
Source: RefSeq, a predicted model, not a curated record